GGACAGUGUCCAGAGUGGUAAGGAGGAAAAGCAAAAGAGGGCGGCGUAUCCGAGUCGCGUCGUCCGGGUGCACUGUGCGUUUUUCCCCUCCCUCCCUCCAAAUCAGAAUUUCCACCUGACAAAAAAAAUACGCGACAUUCAAUUACUUAAUGUUCAGAACAGGAUUGUUCAACCACCCUUUUUACCGAUAGAGAUAAUAUUCAAGCACAACCGGUAUUCACAAAAGCACGCGGAUGCGCUUGGAAACAUAAGGACAUUUGCUUAAAAAAACAUUUUCGACGAGUCGCAAGAUAUCCGACGGAAAUAUGGCAUUCUAAGCGAGCCUCUUGUAUUUAAACGCACACAAUUGCCAGUUGGAUUCAACUUCCCGGUCGGUUACUGACCGUUCAAGAUGACGUCUCAGCGCAGAGCAUCUGCCAAACAGUGCUGUGAAAGGCUGGCCCUGUCUUUACUCCUCCUCAUGGUCUACAUCUUUCCCCCGGUCUCUGUGGCGCUGCAUAAUUUAACAGCUGGAGGUUGCGCCAUCAUCCGGCCGCCGAGAGAUGGAGGGAUCCGCUACCGGGGACUGACCCAGGAGCAGAUCCGCAGUGUGCAGAUCCUCCCGCUGGAUUAUGAGAUAGAGUACAUCUGCAGGGGCAGCAGAGUGAUCGUGGGGCCCAAGGUGAGGAAGUGCCUCCCCAACGGCACCUGGACCGACCUGAGCCUGCGCAGCCGCUGCUUGCUGCAGUGCCCCCAUGUGUGGGCGUCGCUGGAGAACGGGCAGGUGGAGCUGUGGCCCCCGGGCCCCCCCGUGGAGGGGACCCUGCUGCAGUACAGCUGCCUGCCCGGAUUCUCCCUGGGAGGACGCAACGUCAGCCAGUGCACCAAGCUGGGGAAGUGGGACUCCCCCAAACCCGUCUGCCACUGUGAGUGUGUGUGUGUGUGCAAAAAGAAGCUCUACAUUGGAGCGCUGUUCCCCAUGAGCGGCGGCUGGCCCGGGGGACAAGCUUGCCGACCGUCCGCUCAAAUGGCCCUGGACCUGGUCAAUAACAGAACGGAUAUUCUCCCGGAUUACGAGCUGGAGUUGAUCUACUAUGACAGCAAGUGUGACCCGGGUGAGGCCACGCGCUUGCUGUAUGACCUGCUGUACACGGAGCCCAUAAAGAUUGUGCUGAUGCCCGGCUGCAGCUCCGUGUCCACCCUGGUGGCUGAGGCGGCCCGCAUGUGGAACCUGAUCGUGCUGUCCUACGGCUCCAGCUCCCCGGCGCUCUCGAACCGGCAGCGUUUCCCCACCUUCUUCCGCACGCACCCGUCGGCCACCCUGCACAACCCCACCCGCGUGCAGCUCUUCCAGAAGUGGAAGUGGACCAAGAUCGCCACCAUCCAGCAGACCACCGAGGUCUUCACUUCGACUCUGGAUGAUUUGGAGCAGAGGGUGAAGGAGGCUGGCAUAGAGAUCAGCGUGAGACAGAGCUUCCUGACCGACCCCGCUGUGGCUGUCAAAAACCUCAAGCGGCAGGACGCCCGGAUCAUCGUGGGACUGUUCUACGAGACAGAGGCACGGAAAGUGUUCUGUGAGGUCUUUAAGGAGAAGCUCUUUGGGAAGAAAUACGUCUGGUUUCUGAUUGGCUGGUACGCAGACAACUGGUUCAAAAUCAAGGAUCCGUCGAUCAACUGCACGGUGGAGAACAUGACGGAGGCCGUGGAGGGUCACGUGACCACGGAGAUCGUCAUGCUGAACCCCGAGACCGUCCGGGGCGCCUCGAACCUGACCUCGCAGGAGUUCCUGGUCCAGCUGAUGUCCCGCCUGGGGGGGAAGAACCCGGAGGAAACGGGGGGCUUCCAGGAGGCCCCGCUGGCCUACGACGCCGUUUGGGCGCUGGCUUUGGCCCUCAACAAGACCGUGGGGCCCCUGAGGGCCCGCGGCCGGCGGCUGGAGGACUUCAACUACAACAACCGCGACAUCACCGCAGAGAUCUACCGCGCACUGAACACCAGCUCCUUCGAAGGGGUGUCUGGUCAUGUAGUUUUUGAUGCCCAGGGUUCGAGGAUGGCCUGGACGCUUAUCGAGCAACUACAAGGGGGAAGCUAUAAGAAGAUUGGUUACUAUGACAGCACCAAGGGGAACCUGUCCUGGUUCGGCAAUGACAAAUGGAUAGGUCCUGGUCCCCCAGCUGACCAGACGGUGGUCAUUGAGGAGUUCCGCUUCCUGUCUCAGAAGCUUUUUGUCUCUGUGUCGGUCUUCGCUGGCCUUGGAAUUCUCCUGGGCGUCCUGUGCCUCACAUUCAAUAUCUACAACAGUAAUAUUAGGUACAUUCAGAACUCUCAGCCCUACCUGAAUAACAUGACGGCGGUGGGCUGUAUGCUGGCCCUGGCAGCCGUGUUUCCGCUGGGCAUCGAUGGUCUCCACGUGCGCCGCUCGCAGUUUCCCGUCGUCUGUCAGUUUCGGCUCUGGUUGCUGGGCCUUGGAUUCAGUCUGGCCUACGGCAGUAUGUUCACAAAGAUCUGGUGGGUUCACACCGUCUUCACCAAGAAGGACGAGAAGAAAGACAAGAGAAAGCAGCACCUGGAGCCAUGGAAACUCUAUGCCACUGUCGGCGUGUUGCUUGGCAUCGACAUCCUGUCGCUCAUGAUCUGGCAGAUUGUGGAUCCUCUGCACAUAACCAUAGAGAAGUUCACCAGAGAGGCACCGAAGGGGGACCUGGACGUCCUGAUCCAGCCACUCCUGGAGCACUGCAGCUCAGAGAAGAUGAACACCUGGCUAGGGGUGGUCUAUGGCUACAAGGGCCUGCUGCUGCUGCUGGGCAUAUUCCUGGCCUAUGAGACCAAGUCCGUUUCCACGGAGAAGAUCAACGAUCACCGGGCGGUGGGGAUGGCCAUCUACAACGUUUCGGUCCUGUGUAUGAUCACUGCUCCUGUCACCAUGAUCCUGUCCUCCCAGCAGGACGCCUCCUUUGCCUUCGCCUCCCUGGCCAUCGUCUUCUCCGUCUAUAUCACCCUGGUGGUGCUCUUCGCCCCCAAGAUGCGCAGGUUGAUCACUCGAGGCGAGUGGCAGUCGGAGCAGCAGGAGACCAUGAAGACUGGCUCGUCCACCAACAACAACGACGAGGAGAAGUCUCGGCAGCUGGAGCGAGAGAACAAGGAACUGCAGAAGAUCAUUCAAGAGAAAGAAGAGCGGGUGUCUGAGCUUCGUAACCAGCUGAGCGAGAGGCAGGCUCUCCGGUCCCGAAGACGCCCCUCCACCGCCACCCAACAGCAGAACCACAGCACCCCGCUGCCCGCCGCCCCCCAGAACGACCCCAAAUCCCUCCUGCCCCCACCCGGGUACCCCCUCCCUGCUUCCGACAACCACUCCAUCCCUCCCUCCUUCUCCAACUCCUCCAGCCUCUACCAGUCUGACGGCAAGAUCAGCCUGAACAACUGCCACACCAGUCACCUGCAGCUACUCUACAAAUGAGGGACAGCCAGGGGCGGGGCUACGGAGGGGAAGGGGAGGAGUCACAGAGGGGAGGAGCUGGCAACAGAAGGGAGGCUGGGGACGGGUAGUGGAGAAGGGGAAAGUCGAUGAUGGGAGGAUUUUGUGAAAGAGGGGAAGGUUUGGGAGUGAAGAGGAGGGGUCUGGGAGUGAAUGGGAGGAGUUUGUCAGGGAGGAGGGAGGAGUUUCUGAAUUAGGGAGGGAGAAGAAAUAAGCAAGCCGUGAUUUCUUUCUCCCUCUGUGUCUCUUUUCCUCUCUGCCUCCUGUACUUUUGUACUUAUGUACUGCAUUCACCAAUGGGCACAUACACUUACAAACACACAUACGCACACACACACAUGCACACACGGACACACAUUGUUCCUGAAAAUAAGAACAGACCCAUGUAAUGUCAUUUUUUAGUCAUCAUGAAAAGUGCAAUAAGCUAUCUGGGCACAUGAUAGUGUGUGAGAAUUGAAAGCCACAGAAAAGGUUAGGGUUAAGCCUCUGAUGGGGUUCCAUUUCCAAAUAAUCACCCACUAUCAGAGGUUCUGGGAACUAGCAGUCAUGUUUUAAAAUCUAUUCACGGGAGGAUUGCACAGAAUCGCGUACCCGCCACGCAAUCGGAACCUCAAACCAAAAUACCGGCAGCCCAAACGGGGAAACAAGCACACUGAAACGGGACGGCGGUAGCACACUGAAACGGGACGGCGGUAGCACAACUCUCCCUCUUUUCUGUCCCUGUUUGAUGAUGUCAGCGAUGAUGCGCGUAGGGAGAGAGGAGUCUCAUAACCAGAAUCCCCCCUUUCUCUGUGACACACCCAACCCCCAUCUGUCCUUUAAGUCAUGAGCACUUUGACACACCCAGUAGAACCAGGUUGUGGGGGGCAUAUCAGCUAGGUGGGGUAAUUUGCGGGGGGCAGAGGGGGGCUGUUUCUGUCUUUCUGCAUAAAUGCACUUUCAGUUGGUAAAUCAAUGAUAAUCCAUCAGAAUGUUUUCAGUUGAAUGUCUGAAGCUGGAAAAACACUGCCCUCUAGUGGCAGACAAAGUGUUCUUGUUUUAAAGUGGUGCACAGGAAUUCUGGGUAAAGGGGGUUCAUUGCAAAGCCAGUUUCAUUAAUAUACAGCACAGGUUUGAGAGCAAGCGACGUAGCAUGACUAAUUAACAGAAGGAGAGGGAAGGUUAAUUUGACAUCCAGGGAGGCCAGUUUAAUUAUUGUGCUCUAAUUGUGUGACUGAGGCUCCCUUAACCCCAGAACCCACUACUGGGUGCUGUCAAUCACUGACAUGAACCAAUCACAAGCCUGUGCUCUCCAGAGCUGAAACCCUGAUUGGGUGCUGUCAGAGAGUCACUGGUAGAAACGUGUUAGCUCCGCCCCUUUCUCUCUCCAGCAAUAGUGGUCAGCACAGUCUUGCUCCUGGAGCCCUUUCCACAGUAAAGUAUUAGUCAGUUUCCUCUCACUAUGCAGGGUACUGAAGAGUCAUAAUCAUUAUUAUUAUUAUUAUUAUUAUUUUCCUUUGCAUAUCAUUAUGGUUGUAAAAGUUUAUCGCACUUUUACCCCUAGUAAGCACAAUCUGAUUAACCCAACCCCCUGAGUUCUUACAGCACUCGUCUUCUCCCUGAACCUGCCCCCCUCCUUUAUUACGGGACAUUCCAGUGUUACUACCUAACGUAGGUACGGCCCCCUGUCCCGCUUCCUUCCGUCCUGCUCACACUGCGUAUUACACUGUGCUUAUACGAUACUUCCUUUAUUCAUUUCCCCCCUCCCAAACUGUAGCAGUUUCUUUUUAUGUUCACGAGGGCGCACCCGUACGUCACGCAGCAUGUCUACCUGUCCGCCAUUCCGGGUCAACAGCUCGUUUUCAUCACGCAGCGUAGCUCCUCAUCCUCCUCCCUCCUGUUAAGACUUUUUGGGCUUUUAUUUUGAUAGUGGCGCAGUAGCUGACUAGAGCUUGUUUUUCAGGCUUUUAUUUUGACAGUGGUGCAGUGGCUGAAUACAGCUAAUUUUUCAGGCUUUUAUUUUGACAGCGGCGCAGUGGCUGAAUAGAGCUCAUUUUUUCAUGCUUUUAUUUUGACAGUGGCGCAGUGGCUGAAUAGAGCUCAUUUUUUCGGCCUUUCUUUUGACAGCGGCGCAGUGGCGGAAUAGAGCUCAUUUUUUUGGGCUUUUAUUUUGACAGCGGUGCAGUGGCUGAAUGGAGCUAAUUUUUUUGGGCUUUUAUUUUGACAGCGGCGCAGUGGCUGAAUAGAACUCGUUUGUUGUGUCACAUUUGGGAAUUAAUCCAGAGCCACAGCUCACGCCACUUUAUGCACAGACCAGUCACACAGCUGCGCGUUUGCUGGAGCAAGGAGCUUUGCUCUGGUGUGCAAAUGGCAGUGCCACACCACAGAUUCGAACCUGCAAUCUCAGAAAUAAGUUCAGUUCCUUGAACAUUAUAGUGUCCUGUCGGCCUUGAACAUCGCCUGUGUCACCUGCGUAUUACGUUGUACAGCUGCUGCAAGAUUUAGUUAAAAAAUGUAGUGCAAAUUUCACACAACCAGAA
Anguilla rostrata (American eel) is the source of this 5973-nucleotide messenger RNA. RefSeq names its product gamma-aminobutyric acid (GABA) B receptor, 1b (gene gabbr1b). Bases 392 to 3436 code for a protein of 1014 amino acids. The record is from RefSeq and is a predicted model, not a curated record. The transcript is spliced from 24 exons. Gene Ontology annotation, biological process: G protein-coupled receptor signaling pathway; gamma-aminobutyric acid signaling pathway. Gene Ontology annotation, cellular component: G protein-coupled receptor heterodimeric complex; membrane. Gene Ontology annotation, molecular function: G protein-coupled GABA receptor activity. NCBI's taxonomy places the organism in Eukaryota, Metazoa, Chordata, Actinopteri, Anguilliformes, Anguillidae.